Messenger RNA from Closterium sp. Yama58-4, 2817 nucleotides. NCBI's taxonomy places the organism in Eukaryota, Viridiplantae, Streptophyta, Zygnematophyceae, Desmidiales, Closteriaceae. The record is from the annotation of a GenBank genome assembly.
AUGGCUGUGACAAAGGAGCCGGACGCAACAGCAGGAGACACGGGGAGAGACCAGUCACGACGCAAUGGAGAAGCAGAUCAGGCAGCGGCUACAGGGGGCGAGCGAGCGGCGGCGCCGGAAACAAGGCCAGAGCAGCCAGAAUGGCCUGAAGGGCAGCCAGACUGGGUGAUUGGAGAAGGGAUGUCAGCAGAGGAUGCGGAGAAGCUGAAGGAGGUGCUGGCGAAACCCCGGGCGGCUUUUGCAUACACGCUAAAGGAGGUCGGGAGGUGCAACAUGGCAGUAGUCACGUUGGAACUGACGACGGACAUACCAGUCUAUCAGCGGCGGCGGCGGAUGACGGCAGAAGAAACGCAGAUAUGCAAGGAGAAGUGUCAGGAAUUGUUAGAGGCGGGGUUCAUCCGGAGGUCGAACUCGGAGUAUGCAGCGGCGACAGUAGUGGCAGCACGCACGGAUCUGACGGGCAAGGUGCUCUCCAAGAGGAUGUGCGGGGAUAACAAGGGACUGAACAAGGUUACCGUCAUGAAAAGAUACCAGACGCCGAUGCCGGACGAGCUGUUUGAUCUGCUAGCGGAGGCGUUAGUGUUCACUACGCUGGAUCUAAGGCAGGGCUUCAACCAGAUCCCGCUGGCAGAAGCAGACAAGAAGAAAACAGCAUUCCAUGGGCCCGAUGGACAAUACGAAUGGAACUUCCUGCCCUUCGGCCUGAAGUCAGCGUCACCAGAGUUCCAACGAGUCAUGGACCAGGUGCUUCGAGACGUCAAGAACGCGGCAUGCUACAUCGACGAUGUGAUAGUCUUCAGCACCGACAGCAGCACGCACGUGGCGGAUGUAGAAGCGACCCUGAGCGCCAUACAGGGGGCAGGCCUCACCUGCCACCCCGGGAAGUGCUCAUUCGGGCAAACGAUGGUAGCAUACUUGGGAUUUGAAGUGGAAGGGGGAAAGAUUGGGAUUCAGAAAGCAAAGGUGGAGGUGCUGGACCGCGUGGCAACCCCGAAGGACCGAUCCAGUCUGCGGGCCCUCCUGGACUUUUUGAACUACUAUCGCAAAUUCGUGCCCAACUUUAGCAGCAGGGCCACCACAUUGAACCAGCUGCUUCGGGAGGACCAGCCGUGGGAAUGGGACCCUGACCAGGAACGAGCGGUGCAGGAUCUGAUGGGUGCAGUAAAAAAUGGAGCAGUGCUGGAGCUGCCGAGGGCGGACCUACCGUUCACACUCUACACGGAUUGGAGUAGCGCAGGAAUGGGAGCAGUGUUGGCACAAAUGAAGGGAGAGGAGGAGAAGGUGGUAGCAUUCGCUAGCCGCAGCUGUAACGCAGCCGAGGCGAACUACUCCUCCUACGAGGGAGAGGGGCUGGCAGUGGUGUGGGCGGUGAAGCACUUCAGGGUUUACUUGCAGGGCCGGAAGUUCACGCUGGUGACGGACCACCAACCGCUGCUCUGGCUGAUGCAGACGCCAGACCUGACAGGGCGGAAUGCACGCUGGGCAAUGAAAUUGCAGGAGUACGAUUUCGAGAUCAGGCACCGGCCAGGCAAGACCAUGCAACAUGUGGAUGGGUUGUCACGGAACCCACCGGCAGUGCAGCCAUCGGCCUGCCUCAUGGCGAUGGCGAAGGAAGCAGACAAGGGGCAGGUCUGGGGAGAGCAGAAAGGGGGGCCAGCUGACAUCUGGGAAGAUCACGCAGCGCUGGCCUGGAUCCAGGGAGCAACCACGGAGGAAGGAGCCGUGCCAGCCCGAGUGCGAGCCAGAGGUGACCACUACCGGUGGUUCAAGGAGCAGGUGCAGCUGCGGACGGGGGAGGGAUGGAAGCACGUCCCGCCGCCAGCAGAGAGAGAGGGCAUCAUCAGUGAGGUGCACGCUAAGCUGGGGCACUACGGGCCAUUACGGACGCAGCAGCUAGUGCAGACAGGAUGGUGGUGGGCAGGCAUGCGGCAGCAGAUCAAGGAUUGGGUGGGCAAGUGCGAAGCCUGCUGCAGGAACCGAGCAGUGCUGGAAAGGGAGAAGGCAGAGCUGCAGCCGCUGCCUAUAGUAAGCCUGGGGUACCGCUGGUCGCUUGAUAUCGCGGGGGAACUGCCAGUCACCACGAAGGGGCGCCGGUAUAUACUGCUCAUGGUGGAGCAUGUCAGUAAGUGGGCGGAAGCGAGGCCGCUGGUGCACAAGUCGGCGGAAGGCGUGGCGGAAGCAUUUGAAGAGAUGGUGAUCACCAGGCUGGGGGCAUGCGGAGAAGUGCUGACGGAUCAAGGAACAGAGUUCGCCGGGGCCUUUGACCAGCUGCUGCAGGCCAGCGGCAUUCGGCACAGGACCACAUCGCGCUACCACCCCCAGAGUGACGGGCUCACGGAGAGGCUGGUCCAGACAGUGAAGAAGGGGCUGAGGGCAUACGGGGAGGAGCACAAGAGGGAUUGGGACAGGAAGCUCUGCUUGGUCAUGGCGGGGUACCGUUUCAGUAAGCAGGCGGCGUUAAAGGAUGUUUCCCCCUACUAUCUGCUGUUUGGCAAGGAACCGGUACUGCCUGUGGGAGCACCAAAGCUGCUGGUGGACGUGAUCACCACAGGCUCGCCAGAGAAGUGGGUCGCGGUGGCAGACGCGCGGGCGGCCUAUCUGAGGCAUCUGCUGUCAGCGGCGCUGGAAAACCUGCAUGUAGCCCAGUUGAGGGACAUAGAGCGGUACAAGCGGCGGCAGGAGGCCAAUGGCAAGGGUGCGGCAGUAGGAGUGCAGGAAGAGGAUGAGGUGUACAUCAGGAGGCAGCGCAAGCAUGCGCUCGAUGUGGGGCUCUCACAGCAGCGGUGGACCGUGAAGGAGGUGCGCCCUCGGGGGUGA